Molecule: messenger RNA, 378 nt
Organism: Mycena indigotica
Lineage: Eukaryota; Fungi; Basidiomycota; Agaricomycetes; Agaricales; Mycenaceae
Product: FAD/NAD(P)-binding domain-containing protein
Exons: 2
Coding region: 1-378 (125 amino acids)
Source: RefSeq, a predicted model, not a curated record
AUGCAAGUAGCAGACCCGCGUUUUCCAAACAUAUUCGCUGUUGGAGACGUCGCUGCAACGGAUGCCCACAAGGCAUCGGGCCCUGGACAUCGUCAGGCCCAGGUUGCGGCGGACAACAUCAUUGGCAUGAUUAGGGGUGGAAGACCAGAGCACAUUUACUUGCGGGAAACAAGAAGAAUUCAUCUUUCGCUUGGUUUACAACUAUAUGUGACGUUUGAGAAUCCAAGAGAAGAGGGCGGUGAACCAAGUAUCAAGAUCAUCGACUUUGAGGACGGAGAGCACGAUCAAGAUGAGGCAGAACGGACUCGACUGUUUGAGUGUCGCGUGCAAAACCUAUGGGAGCGGAGGGCACCAGGCGUCACCGACUAUUAUUUGUGA